GUUGUAAUCGUUUUUUCUCAUCGAAAAAUAAGAAGGCCCAUAUCAGGGAAAUCCAAUAGAACCCAAUUACACGGCCCUCUCUUCCUUCCCAGCACUCCAUCUUCGAAUCUUCAAUCUUCAAUCUUCCACUUCAAUCUUCUUCGAUUCGCUCAACCCAAUUACCCAGUUGAUCCCUUUCUCAUUUCUAUUAACUACUACCUGGAGACACUCAUUGACUUGGGUUAAUCUCCAAAUUAGGGUUUACGCCAUUUGCAGAGAAGAGUUUUGAGGCUUGCGAUCGCUGUUCAGGUUGAAACCACAAGUCUCCUGUCUUGUUGAACAUCCUUUGCUAUGGCAUCUAGGCGCAAUGUCCAGUAUAGCCGUCUUGCUACUGAUGAAGAUGAUGAUUAUAAUGGGAGAGGCGAUGACCGUCGGUUUGACUAUACACCAAAGUCCUUUGAUAAAGUUCCAUGGAAAUCCAUAGGCCUUGCUCUUUUCCUGCUUUCUCUUGGAUCACUCCUUCUCUUCCUUUCCUAUUUCAUUUUCACUGGUCACAUGGGAGGGGAUAUGUCCCAAGCCUAUGGCCUUCUAGCUCUAGGAAUUCUCACCUUCCUCCCAGGCUUUUAUGAGACGCGGAUUGCUUAUUAUGCAUGGAGAGGUGCAAAAGGGUUCCGUUUUGCAUCCAUUCCGGACUACUAGGCUGCUGUUGUUGUCUACAAACUUUUGCGAAUAAUGCUGUAAUGGUGACACUUUCAGUUGACACGAUCAUGUACAAUCCACAUUGUAAAAAGCCACGUGAAUGAUAUUUGUAGCCUGUUUGUUUCUUUAUUGUCAAAUGACUUGUUUGCAAAGGCUUAGAGGUUGUAAACUGCAAAUGAACGCCCACUCAGUUCAUACUAUGGUGGUUUUUCAGCUUUGAGGUUGUACUACUGCCCGUUCUGAAUCAAGCCUAUCAGAAGUUUGGUUUCA
Molecule: messenger RNA, 948 nt
Organism: Rosa rugosa (rugosa rose)
Lineage: Eukaryota; Viridiplantae; Streptophyta; Magnoliopsida; Rosales; Rosaceae
Exons: 3
Coding region: 331-678 (115 amino acids)
Cellular component (GO): endomembrane system
Source: RefSeq, a predicted model, not a curated record